GAAGAGGUGGGACUAACGGGGGUCUUAGUGAAGAGAUGUUGACUUUCGGUGUUUGGCUUUCGCUCUUACUUCGUCCCAGUUGACGGACGAAGCGCGUCGAUCGUCCCCCAUCAAGUGGACCUUUUCCGAUAUUUUUCAUCGGGGAGUACCUUCCGAUGUGCUGCUGCUCUACACACGCUCAAACAUCUGCUUUGCAUCGGCAACGGGAUCGCGAAGGUGUCGAGUGAAGGAUGCACGCGACGCGAAGCCCCUCGUCCAUUUCGGCCACACCUCCAGGGGACGCCCUGGACCUCAGCUUGUCCGGCUCGCGUCUCUCCUUCUCCAAAAGACCAGGCGCCGGCGUGUCACCCGCCGGGAAGUUGUUGGCCCGUUCGGUGUCGGUGUCGGCACCAUGCGAGGCCCGAGGGAAAUGCAACACCCUGGGUGACAGCGUGGCGAGCCCUCGCUCGGUCAAGAACCUGCGGCGUUCCAACAGCACCACGCACGUCAACCAGCAGCCACACUUUGCGCUCAGUCCAGACCACCAGAGCGGUGACUACUUGACUGUGUUGGACAAUGGCGCCGACGGCCGAAAGAAACCGGACGGAACCACAUGGAACAUCUUGGAUGAGCAGCCUCGGGCAGCGGGCGCCGUCGCCGCAGACCCACCCGCCAGGACAAAGGGACGAGACCCCGCCGCAUCCUUCACUGCCAACAAUAGGAGCAACAAGGGCGGCGUGGGUAACGCCGUCACCUCCAUCCUGCACAACAACCACGGCGACAAGCCGCUGACGCCCAAAAGCUCCAACCAGAGGCCGCCCUUCAACAACCUCCUGAAGGCCAACGCCAACGACGACGUCUCUCUGGAGAGCGGCUCCCUCACCAAGUCCCAGAAGAACUUCUCCGCUGCGUCGGCCAACAACAAAAGUCCCGCCGGGCCCGGCAGCCCGCUCCUGCAGCACCGCAACCAGGUCUCAGAGGAGGAGGCCGAAAGGUUCAUCCAGCAGGUCAACCAGGCGGCCGUCACCAUCCAGCGCUGGUACAGACGUCACGCAGGGCGGCGCCGUGCCAACCGUGCGGCGCUGCGCCGUAUCCUGGACACCAAACGCAAGGAGUGGCAGGCGCGAGUCGAGGCCGAGAGUCACCAGGAGACGGUGCCGGACCAGCGCAAGCUGAUUCGGGAAGAAAAAGCUCGCCAGGCCCGCCUCGCUGCUAUUCAGGGGCUGCAGCAGAAAAGAACACAGCAUCUUCAGCAUCCUUCUCAUCUUCAUGGAGCUCAUCCUCAGCAUCAGGGUGCCGAGGCGGAUGAGGAGCAGCGGAGGCCGGGCGGCGCCACGCCGGCCAAGAGUUUCCCAAGCCACGCGUCUCCGACCGACAGCGUCAACUUGUCGCCAACGCACGCCAAAGCCAACAACACAGACUUUCAUGCCAAGGUGACGGGCGACUUGAGCCAAGGGAGCUUCGGGGCGCUGUCGCCGGCGUUGUCCAAUCGCAGAGGCUCGCCGUGUGCUCAGGAGCGCGGCGGCGGAGCAGAGCAAGACGACGAUGUCGAGGGGAAGUCGAUACGUCAGGCGAGACCCCGCCUGUCUUGCCUGACGCUCCUCGAGCCCGACCCUUGUGAUCUGUGCGCCAAGCUUCCCCUGGCCGCCAGAAGUCCUGCUUCGCCUCCCGGAAUGGGCCCCAGCUCCACGGCAGAUGUCAAGACCAAGAAGGCGCAAGAAUUUGCUGAGCUGUCCUGUUUCCGAGUGGUUUCGCCCUCCUUGUCCAGUCGUGGAGGCUCCCGCUGCUCCCAGGAGCGUCCUCGCGGGCGUUUGAAUGGCGGCGGUGACGACCGCUCCUGCGCCGCGUCCAAGUCCACCCUCAACGACCUGCUGGACACGCUCAAACUGCUGGAGGAGGAACCCGAGCGCCUCUCUCAGCCCAAAUCUUACAACAAAGACAAAUACGCUUGGAUGGAGCAGGACGGCGAUGCAGACUCGCUGACGGCCGAUAACCUGGAGCGUCACGUCCAGCUCAGCUUGCCGGCGGCGGCAGACGGGGCGGCGUUGCUGUCGGAGGCCAAGCUGCAGAGCAUCAUGAACUUCCUGGACGAGAUGGAGAAGUCGGAGCAGGAGCGUCCGCGCUCCACCAGCUCGCACAGAGAGGCAGCGUUUUUGGAGGAGGAGGAGGCGACGGCACUGGACCCAGCCUCGGCCACCGCCGCCCAAGUGUCCGGCUCCAUCAUGAGGAUCAAAAUGGAGCUGGAGGAGAAGAAGCGUGUGGUGGAAAUGCUGCAGAGCGCGCUGGCACAGCAGAGGGAGCUGACGGUGCAGCACGUAAAGGAGACGGAGAAGGAACUGAGCCGGAACCUUCAGCUGCAGAGGGACCAGUACGAAGCUACGGUGCAGAGACACCUCACCUUCAUCGACCAGCUCAUCGCCGACAAAAAAGCACUGAGCGAGCGAUGCGAGAGCGUCAUCGCCGAGCUCAAGCUGGUGGACCACAAAUACACCAAGAAGAUCUCGCAGAUGCAGGAGCAGCACGAAAUGGCUCCGUCUCCUUUCCCGCCUCAGGUUUGGCAAAUCCUGGGCCCGCUGUGCGAGGAGAUCAAGAAGCUGAAGCAGCUGAUGAGUGUCACGGAGAAGAUCCGGCGGGAGAAAUGGAUCGAUGAGAAAACCAAGAAGAUCAAAGAGAUCACAGUCAAAGGUUUGGAGCCCGAGAUCCAGAAGCUGAUCUCCAAGCACAAGCAGGAGCUGAAGAAGCUGCGCACGCUCCACGAGGCCGAGCUGCUGCACGCCGAGGAGCGCGGCGCCGAGCGCUGCGCCCGCCAGUGCGAGGAACUGCGGCAGCAGCUGGAGAGCGAAAAGGAGGAGCAGUGCCGCAGGGAGCACGACUUGGCCCGCCGACACUUUGAGAAGCAGCUCCAAGAGGAGGAGCUCUCCCUGCAGCAGCACCGGAAGCGCGUGCACAGGGAGCUGGCUGAAGAGAAGGAGCGGCUAACGCAGCAGGCGGCCAGGCAGCGCUCAGAGAUGGAGGAGCUGCGUCAGCGCAUGGAGGAAAACUCCAGCGUGGCCGGACGGGUCUUCAGGGAGGAGCUGGACAAAAGCAGAGAGGAGCAGGAGAGGAGGCACCAGGCAGAGCUGAAGAAGCUGCAGGAGCGUUUUGCACAGGAGAAGAUGGGCUGGGAGGAGGAAUACAGGAAGAAGCAGGAGGCGGGGCUCCUCAGGCACGAGCGGCAGCUGCGAGAGGAGCUGCGGCAGGAGCGCGACAAAGAGAUCCAGCUGGCCAUCUGGACGCUGGAGGAGGAGACCAACCGGGACAAGGAGGAGUGCGAGCGGGUUGCUCACAACAGGGUGACUCGUGUGCGGGAGACGUACGAGGUGGAGCUGAAGGAGCUAGAGCGCACUUUGCGAGAGGCGCUGGACAAGCAGCAAGAGCUGCGGAAGCAACACGCCGACGCGCUGCAACAAGUGGACGUGCUCAAGGAGGCGCUGCAGCACAAGGAGCAAGACCUGCUCGUCGUCACGCAAAACCGGGACCAGCUGCUGGAGGAGCGCCACGGGCUGGCCUCGGCCGUCCGGCAGGAGUUCAGCGCCCGCCUGCUGCUGGCCGAGGAGGAGGCGCAGAAGGCCAGGGCCGAGACGGAGGAGGCGCGCAGCGCGCUGCGAGCCGAGGUGGACAAGCUCACAAAGGAGAAGGAAGACGAGCUCCACCAGGUGCACUGCCGAGUCAAGUCGGCCAUCUUGAAGAAGGACGAGGCAGUGGGCGCUCUGCGGCGGCAGCAUGAGGCCGCCCUGAAGAGGGCCGAGCGUCUGGAGGCCUUGUGGGAGGAGCAAAGGAGGCAGCUGAUGGAGAAAUGAUGCCACUGCAAAGUACUCAUCAGACACGAGCCGAUGAUGAAUGACCACCAGUCCACCGUUGUCGGCGCCGUCCACCAAAAUUGAGGUCAAAGUGCAAGGCGAGAGCUUGCCCGUAUCGGUUUUCACGGCCAGCACUUUGACGUCAGUUUGGCUCGACACCCGAGAUGGCCGCCGGUAUCCCAGCAUCGCGUUGAGGCGGGAAGGAAAGAAAAUUUGUGGACGUAAAGUGACAGACAGGAAGGAGCAGCCACAACUGAGCUAUCCUGCUCUCUGGCCCCACCCCCUCCCAGGCAACAAUGCUUCCAGAUGUUUUUGUGGCCAGCCCGUGCAGGCAGGCCCGUGCAGGCCCGUGCAGGCCCACGCCCCCGAGGAGAAGCUCAGCCAAUGUUUUCAAGAAGGAGAAGAGGACGUGUCGGCAAGGACGGCGUGCGUGGCCGUCGAGGCGUGCCAGCGAGGACCGAGAAGAAUGUGUGGACGCGAAAGAAAAAAGUUAAAGGUGGCGGGGGCGCAAAACAAACGGCGCCGGCUGGGGCUGAUGUCUUCACGUUCAAUCGCUAUUUAUUGGGGUGGGGUUGCCUGAGCUCCCCGCUCUCUCUUUGGGCCCAUUGACAUUUGUUCAGCCCCCUUUUUCAAUUAAAACUACAUCUUUCCUUUUUCUA
Molecule: messenger RNA, 4477 nt
Organism: Syngnathus acus (greater pipefish)
Lineage: Eukaryota; Metazoa; Chordata; Actinopteri; Syngnathiformes; Syngnathidae
Gene: cep131
Product: centrosomal protein 131
Exons: 29
Coding region: 231-3818 (1195 amino acids)
Biological process (GO): intraciliary transport involved in cilium assembly; regulation of centrosome duplication; cilium assembly
Cellular component (GO): centriolar satellite
Molecular function (GO): protein binding
Source: RefSeq, a predicted model, not a curated record